GUAUUAUCUAAAAUCGUGGUGGUCAAUAAAUAAUAAUUCGAUGUCUCGUGAUUCGUGGUCAAUACUCAAUUAUAGUCUUACAGAAUACAAUUAUAAGUAAUUCGUUAUUGUUAAUUGUUAUUACUCGUUAGUUGUCAGUUGUUUCAUCAUAGUUCAAAUAGAUAAUAAUUGGUUAAUAAUUAUUCAUACAUCCUACUGUUCUACAAUCUGUCAAUCUACAUGUUCACUGAUAGGUAUUACAUAUUUUUUGACGAAUUUAAAACGUAGGUUAGGCUAGACCUACCCAACAAAUUAAAUAUUUAAUACAUUUUUUAUUUCAGUAAUUAAGUGGACUUGAAUUAAUAAGUAGUAGUACAAUUUAUGGCAAUUUACAAAGGAGUUUUGCACAGACUUCAAAUUCAUAUAAGUACAGACUAAUAAGUACAUAGUGGAUGAAUUCCAAACUUAAUUAGCCUAUAUUUUUCUAAUAUUUUGGUUUAAGAAAAUUAUUCUGUAAUCUGAAUUUUUAUACAAUGGGUUCAUUAAGAUCCCUGGUUUACAUUUCGUCUGGAGGAUUUAUUUUAUGGGCAGGAACAAAUGUUAUUACCCUAAAUGAAAAAUUUUAUAAGAAAUAUGUUAUUCCUGCAUUCUUUACUUGUGAUCCAGAAAGUGCUCAUAACCUUUUAAUAUUUACGGGAAAAUAUGGUCUCAUACCAAAAUCAUUUUAUACAGAUCCACCGAUAUUGAAAACCAAGUUGUGGGAUUUGAAUUUUACCAACCCAAUAGGCCUUGCAGCUGGUUUGGAUAAACAAGGUGAAAUAACAAAAGCAUUAAAAGAUGUAGGGUUUGGUUUUGUUGAAGUUGGUUCAAUAACACCCCUACCUCAACCAGGCAAUGAAAAACCAAGAGUGUUUAGACUUUUAGAUAGUCAAGCUAUUAUUAAUAGAUAUGGAUUCAAUAGCGAUGGUCAUAAUGUUGUAUUUGAAAGGCUUAAAAAACUUAAGCACCACCAAAACUUUGAUGGUAUAGUUGGUGUUAAUUUGGGAAAAAAUAAAGAGUCUGAAAGUGCAGUUGAUGACUAUGUGAAAGGUAUUGAAAAGUUUGCUUCAGUUGCUGAUUACUUUGUUAUAAAUAUAUCCAGUCCUAAUACUCCGGGUCUAAGAAAUUUGCAAAAGAAAAAAGAUCUCAUGAGUCUACUUUCAAACGUCAUAGAAGCCAGGAAUCAAGUGUGUCAAGAACGCAAAAUUCCAUUAUUAUUAAAAAUAGCUCCUGAUCUAACUGAUCAAGAUAAAAAAGACAUUGCUGAUGUAAUUAAUGAUAAAAAGUGUAAAGUUGAUGGAUUAAUAAUCUCAAAUACAACUAUUAAACGAAGUGGUGUUUAUGAUAAUCCCAAUGCGCUAGAACCUGGUGGUCUCAGUGGGAAACCUUUGCAAGAAGAAUCUACAAAACUCAUUUUGGAAUUUUAUAAAUUGACAAAUGGUAAAGUCCCAAUUAUUGGAGUUGGUGGAGUAUUUAAUGGUCAAGAUGCAUAUGCCAAAAUCAAAGCAGGGGCCUCACUUAUACAAAUUUAUACAUCUUUCAUUUACAAUGGCCCAUCAGUUAUAGUUAAUAUAAAAAAGGAAUUAGAGUGUCUUCUUAGGGAAGAUAAAUACAACUCAAUAUCUGAUGCAAUCGGUGCAGACGCCAGACUGUAAAGUACAAUAACUAUAUUUAUUUCCAAAUUUGGAAAUUCAGAAUAGUCAGGACCUAGGGUUCGGCCAAGUAGCUCAUAUUAAAUUCCAAUCCCUGUUCUUUGAAUUGCUUACAGCAUUUGUUAAAAAUGUGUUUGAUAAUAUUAGAGAGGAUUAAGGAACACUUUUAAAGGGCUGUUUUUUGACGUCAGAAAUCAAGAUGAAAUCCGAGAUGGAAAUUUCCCAGCACUCAAAUGUUUCUAACUGAAU
Myzus persicae (green peach aphid) is the source of this 1919-nucleotide messenger RNA. RefSeq names its product dihydroorotate dehydrogenase (quinone), mitochondrial (gene Dhod). Gene Ontology annotation, cellular component: cytoplasm; mitochondrial inner membrane. NCBI's taxonomy places the organism in Eukaryota, Metazoa, Arthropoda, Insecta, Hemiptera, Aphididae. The record is from RefSeq and is a predicted model, not a curated record. Gene Ontology annotation, molecular function: dihydroorotate dehydrogenase activity. Bases 513 to 1673 code for a protein of 386 amino acids. Gene Ontology annotation, biological process: pyrimidine ribonucleotide biosynthetic process; 'de novo' pyrimidine nucleobase biosynthetic process. The transcript is spliced from 9 exons.